Diceros bicornis minor is the source of this 2241-nucleotide messenger RNA. RefSeq names its product hydroxysteroid dehydrogenase like 2 (gene HSDL2). Gene Ontology annotation, cellular component: mitochondrion. Bases 92 to 1348 code for a protein of 418 amino acids. The transcript is spliced from 11 exons. Lineage: Eukaryota; Metazoa; Chordata; Mammalia; Perissodactyla; Rhinocerotidae. The record is from RefSeq and is a predicted model, not a curated record.
UGGGGGCGGGGCUAAAUGCGGAGAGACGGUCAGCUUGUCGCUGUCAGGUCGCUGUCGCUGUUGUCGCCACCGACUCUGAUCUACGAAAGUCAUGUUACCCAACACCGGGAAGCUAGCAGGAUGUACGGUUUUUAUCACCGGAGCAAGCCGUGGCAUUGGCAAAGCUAUUGCAUUGAAAGCUGCAAAGGAUGGAGCAAAUAUUGUCAUUGCUGCGAAGACCACCCAUACACACCCCAAACUUUCAGGCACAAUCUAUACUGCUGCUGAAGAAAUCGAAGCAGCUGGAGGAAAGGCCUUGCCGUGUGUUGUUGAUGUGAGAGAUGAACAGCAAAUCAAUAAUGCAGUGGAGAAAGCAGUCGAGAAAUUCGGAGGAAUUGAUAUUUUGGUGAAUAAUGCCAGUGCUAUUAGCUUGACCAACACGUUGGAGACACCUACGAAGAGAGUGGAUUUGAUGAUGAACGUCAACACCAGAGGCACCUACCUUACAUCCAAAGCAUGUAUUCCUCAUUUGAAAAAGAGUAAAAUCGCUCAUAUCCUCAAUCUCAGUCCACCACUGAACCUAAAUCCACUGUGGUUCAAACAGCACUGUGCUUAUACCAUUGCUAAGUAUGGUAUGUCUAUGUGUGUGCUUGGAAUGGCAGAGGAAUUUAAAGGUGAAAUUGCAGUCAAUGCAUUAUGGCCUAAAACAGCCAUACACACUGCUGCUAUGGAUAUGCUAGGAGGAUCUGGUAUCGAGAGCCAAUGUAGAAAGGUUGAUAUUAUUGCAGAUGCUGCAUAUACCAUUUUCAAAAAGCCAAAAAGUUUUACUGGCAACUUUAUUAUUGAUGAAAAUAUCUUAAGAGAAGAAGGAAUAAAAAAUUUUGACAUCUAUGCUGUUAAACCAGGCCAUCCUUUGUUACCAGAUUUCUUCUUAGAUGAACAACCAGAUACAAUUACGAAGAAAAUGGAAUCACAUGAUGCUGUUCCAGAAUUGAGAGAAGAGAAGUCACAGCCACCACCAAAACCACGUUCUGGAGCUGUGGAAGAAACCUUUAGAAUUGUUAAGGACUCUCUCAGUGAUGACGUUGUCAAAGCCACUCAAGCAAUCUAUCAGUUUGAACUCUCGGGUGAAGAUGGUGGGACGUGGUUUCUUGAUCUUAAAAGCAAGGGUGGGAAUGUUGGAUAUGGAGAGCCCUCUGAUCAGGCAGACGUGGUGAUGAGUAUGUCUACUGAUGAUUUUGUAAAAAUGUUUUCAGGGAAACUAAAACCAACAAUGGCAUUCAUGUCAGGAAAAUUGAAGAUUAAAGGAAACAUGGCCCUUGCAAUCAAAUUGGAGAAGCUAAUGAAUCAGAUGAAUGCCAAGCUGUGAAGGAAAAGAGAAAAAAAAAUAUGUCGACCUCUAAGCUCAAAAAAAGUAAAAGGGCUCAACAGUUAAAAUCUAAUGUUUGUUUUCUUCCCUAUUGUAUUAUAAGGAUAUGCAUGUUUGUUCCGGAAAAAAUAGAAUUUAUGUAUCUAUAAGACUUGAAAUUCUAAUUAAAACAGCUAGUUAUAAGGUUCAUUAAGUGGAAUUCUAAGACAUUCUGUUUUUAGUAUUUUGUAAGUUUUGCCCUCUCAGCCCUAUAAAUCAUUCACCAUCUUCUUCUAGGACAAGUAUUUUGAGCAAUCGAUCAGAGUCAAGCAGUAAACUUAGCUCUUUUCAAAGCUUCUUGGGGCUGGCCCCAUGGCCUAGUGGUUGGGUUUGGCGUGCUCUGCUUAGGCGGCCCAGGUUCACAGGUUCAGAUCCCGGGCACAGACCUACACCACUCGUUAGCCAUGCUGUGGUGGCAACCCACAUAAAAAAUAGAGGAAGACUGGCAUAGAUGUUAGCUCAGGGCUAAUAUUCCUCAGCAAAAAACAAAAAAAAAGAAGAAGAAGAAGAAGGAAAGGCUUCUUUCCAUGUAAAAUGAGGCUAGUUGGUUUUAAAAGUUUUAGUUUUGGAUUGUAUACUAAUGAAAAUCUUAAUGAUAUUUUAAAUUUUUAUAUACUUAUUUUAAAGAAGAUCUUCUACAAUGCAUUUUCACAGGAAUCACAUAAUAAACUACUUAAUAAAUACUAUUUAUAAAGACUAAUGAAACAAAAAGAGUUUUUCAUUUUGUUAACUAUCUUUCCAGGUGCAAGUUAUCUAUAGGAAAAUAUUAAUGUAAUUCAACUAAUUGCAGUAUGUAUCCUAUUUUAAAGUAUGUUAAAACGUCCUAAAAUAAAAUUAUAACCAGGGGCCCUCCA